AAUAGAUAAAUCACUGCUUUUAGCCACUGAUGUCAGACACUGACCAUACAGCACAAAUAUACUGGAGGCUAGGUUUUACCAGGUUAACCAGGGACAUGAGGUAUAGAUAUAGACACGCUGGUGGGUUAACCAGGUUAACCAGAGACAUGAGGUAUAGAUAUAGACACGCUGGUGGGUUAACCAGGGACAUGAGUUAUAGAUAUAGACAUGCUGGUGGGUUAACCAGGUUAACUAGGGACAUGAGUUAUAGAUAUAGACCAGCUGGUGGGUUAACUAGGGACAUGAGGUAUAGAUAUAGACACGCUGGUGGGUUAACCAGGGACAUGAGGUAUAGAUAUAGACACACUGGUGGGUUAACCAGGGACAUGAGGUAUAGAUAUAGACACACUGGUAUAUUAACCAGGGACAUGAGGUAUAGAUAUAGACCAGCUGGUGGGUUAACCAGGUUAACUAGGGACAUGAGUUAUAGAUAUAGACCAGCUGGUGGGUUAACCAGGUUAGCCAGGGACAUGAGGUCUAGAUAUAGAUACACUGGUGGGUUAACCAGGGACAUGAGGUAUAGAUAUAGACACACUGGUAUAUUAACCAGGGACAUGAGGUAUAGAUAUAGACCAGCUGGUGGGUUAACCAGGUUAACCAGGGACAUGAGGUCUAGAUAUAGAUACACUGGUGGGUUAACUAGGGACAUGAGUUAUAGAUAUAGACACACUGGUGGGUUAACCAGGGACAUGAGGUAUAGAUAUAGACACACUGGUGGGUUAACCAGGGACAUGAGGUAUAGAUAUAGACCAGCUGGUGGGUUAACCAGGUUAACCAGGGACAUGAGGUAUAGAUAUAGACACACUGGUGGGUUAACCAGGUUAACCAGGGACAUGAGUUAUAGAUAUAGACACACUGGUGGGUUAACCAGGUUAACCAGGGACAUGAGGUCUAGAUAUAGAUACACUGGUGGGUUAACUAGGGACAUGAGUUAUAGAUAUAGACACACUGGUGGGUUAACCAGGUUAACUAGGGACAUGAGGUAUAGAUAUUGA
Messenger RNA from Oncorhynchus gorbuscha (pink salmon), 1034 nucleotides. RefSeq lists its product as uncharacterized. Lineage: Eukaryota; Metazoa; Chordata; Actinopteri; Salmoniformes; Salmonidae. The record is from RefSeq and is a predicted model, not a curated record. The transcript has 2 exons. The coding region runs from base 30 to 1034 and encodes 334 amino acids.